Eutrema salsugineum is the source of this 1740-nucleotide messenger RNA. RefSeq lists its product as uncharacterized. Gene Ontology annotation, biological process: proteolysis. The record is from RefSeq and is a predicted model, not a curated record. Bases 1 to 1740 code for a protein of 579 amino acids. Lineage: Eukaryota; Viridiplantae; Streptophyta; Magnoliopsida; Brassicales; Brassicaceae. The transcript has 6 exons. Gene Ontology annotation, molecular function: aspartic-type endopeptidase activity.
AUGAUGAUGCGCAAGAGACAAGGAUUUCGAGAUUGGAGAGAUUUCAAGGCCAAGAUGCUGGUUCGAUUUGCUGAAUCGUUGGAGGAUGAACCGGGAAAGCGUCUCUACUCAAUUCGUCAGUUGGGAUCAGUGAGUGAUAAUAUUUCUGAGUUUGAGGAUCUUUCAUCGCAAGUGUAUGGGGUUGAUGAUAAAGGUCUCAAGGACAUUUUUUACAAUGGACUCUCUCCGGAAAUGAAAGAGGUCAUUAAAAUGAAGGAGCCUAAAGGUCUGGCAAACCACAUUGCAGCAGUGUUGAAGAUGGAGAGCAGUGUUUUCUGCAAAGUGAAACUACAGUUUGUUCAUACUCUCAAAAACAAAGCUGUGGCUACGGAAACACAAGCUCAGAAGGAAGGACAGUUGAUUGCUAAACCACCAGGACAUGAGAAGGUGUGUCCUAAACAGGAGUUACUAGUGCUGACAGUUCUCAAUGGUUUUGAGGUGGAAGUAUUAGACGAGAACAUGUUUGAAUUGAGUGAUACAGAAGCAAAACCAGUUGGUGAGCUGAGACAUUUGUCCCUAAACGCAUUUUUGGGGAUUAAAUCUCCAAAGACGACGAAAGUUUUAGGAGUUAUUGGAAAAACCACAGUAGUAGUGAUGUUGGAUAGUGGUGCUUCACAUAACUUCAUCACCCCUGAAACUGUGGCAAAAGCACGCUUGUCAGUAGCUGAAUCUGAAGCUUUAGACGAAUUAUUGGGGAAUGGCUUACAGAUUAAAGGAUUGGAUGGUUGUUCGGAGGUAACUUUCGCCUUGGCAGGAUAUGAGUUUACUACAGACUUCAUAUCUCUGGAUUUGGGAAAUGUGGAUGUGAUACUAGGUGUGCAAUGGCUUGAGACGUUGGGUACUUGUCAGGUCGACUGGAAGAAGCAGGAGUUCUCUUUCAAAUACAGCGAUAAGUGGAUAACCUUGUAUGGUGACACCAGCUUACACGCAAAGCGUUUAUCUUUGAAGACACUUUCUCCUACCCCUCGCAUUGUAUCCAAAGGAGUAUUAUUGGAAUUUGAGGAUACAAGGGUAGCAGAACAACAUAGUCUAGAGAUUCUGUCGCUGAUUUCAGACGUGUUAUCAGAGUUUGAAGACGUGUAUCCACAUAUUCACAAAGAGGUAAUGGAGAGAAUGGUGCAAGAAAUACUUGAAUCUGGAACCAUACGCCAAAGUGUUAGCCCGUUUUCUAGCCCAGUUCUUUUAGUGAAGAAGAAUGAUGUUACAUGGCGUUUUUGUGUAGAUUACAGGGCACUAAACAGGGCAACGAUUAGAAUGAAGGAGGAUGACAUCGAGAAAACAACAUUUAGAACCCCUGAUGGCCAUUACGAGUUUCUUAUGCCAUUUUGCCUGACAAAUGCUCCAGCAACUUUCCAGAGUUUAGAGGACCAUGAAGAGCAUUUGAGAGUUGUGUUGAAAUUUUUUGCUGAACAACAACUUUUCGCAAAUAGGAAGAAAUGCUUAUUUGCCCAGGCAGAGGUCGACUAUUUUGGUCACAUCAUAUCAGCGAAUGGUGUUGCAACUGACCCAAAGAAAACAGAUGCAAUGUCUAAGUGGCCAACUCCUCGAUCUGUUAAGGACUUAAGAGGUUUUCUCGGGUUGACUGGAUACUAUAGGCGAUUUGUAAAGGGGUACAGUCACUUAGCAAAACCGUUAACCGAGUUGCUCAAGCGAGAUAAGUUUCAGCGGUCUGAUGAUGCUCAGAUGGCUUUGAUACAUUGA